Parus major (Great Tit) is the source of this 538-nucleotide messenger RNA. RefSeq names its product exosome component 5 (gene EXOSC5). The record is from RefSeq and is a predicted model, not a curated record. NCBI's taxonomy places the organism in Eukaryota, Metazoa, Chordata, Aves, Passeriformes, Paridae. The transcript is spliced from 4 exons. Gene Ontology annotation, cellular component: nucleolus; cytoplasmic exosome (RNase complex); nuclear exosome (RNase complex). The annotation marks the transcript as partial. Gene Ontology annotation, biological process: poly(A)-dependent snoRNA 3'-end processing; rRNA catabolic process; U4 snRNA 3'-end processing.
CACCCUCCUCGUUGUGCAGGCGUGCUGGAGCGCAGCCGGGAGCAGCUGCUGCGGCAGACGUGCGAGGCCGUGGUCCUGGGGGUGCUGCACCCCCGCACCGCCAUCUCCCUGGUGCUGCAGGUGCUCAGCGAUGCUGGCUCGCUGCUGUCCUGCUGCCUGAACGCCGCCUGCAUGGCGCUGCUGGAUGCGGGGCUGCCCCUCGCCACCCUCUUCUGUGGUGUCACCUGCGCCCUGCAGCCCGACGGCACCAUCCUGCUGGACCCCACGGCCCGACAGGAGCAGGACGCCCGCGCCAUCUUCACCUUUGCCAUCGCCAGCAGCGAGAGAAAGGUGCUGAUGGCCACCACCAAGGGCAGCUGCUCUGUGGAGGAGAUGCAGCAGUGCCUGGCCGCAGCCCAGCGCGCUGCCGACACCAUCUUCCAGUUCUACCGCGACUCCGUGUGCCGCCGCUACUCCAAGUCCUGAGCUGGGGACACCCCGCGGGCAGCUGGACUGGCCUGGACCCCCCGCACUCAGUAAAGGAUUGCUUUUCCCUCCA